AUGGCCACCAGCCCCCCCGGCCCCCAGCCCCACCUGGGCUCCAUCCAGCAGCAUCUGCACGCCCAACUGGCGCACGCCUCCCCGAACGCACCGCGGCCGCCCUCAACUCCACGCUCCUGUCGCAGCUCCACUCCAACCCGCUGCUCUUCUCCACCUCUACAGUCCGCCCUCAGCAAAGUCCAAGAUGGCCGGCCACCCCUUCAAGUCGCACCUGCCGGCGCGCAGCUCCUCGCCGCCGCCCAUGGAUUACCCCCGCGGUCCUCGUCGCCCUCGCACCUGCACUGCCCUUCGCGCGCGCCGGGGGCCUCGCCUCGGCGGCCUGCCGGGGGAGCGGGUCUGGUCGGAGGCGGCUUCGAGGCGUCGGCCUCGGGGGCCCGGCCUGGGGGGCCCGGCUCGGGGGGCGGGCUGGGAGGCUCCGGCCUCGGGGGAGGAGGCCUCGCAGGCCCCGGCUUGGGGCCAGGAGGCCUUGGAAGCUCCGGCCUCGGAGGCGGCGGCGCCCUGCUGGGCUCGGGGGCGCUCAACAUGAGCUCCAGCAGCCCAAAUCCUUCCGGUGGCCUCGGCGCCCUGGAUGGGCUGGUUGGCGGCUCGGCGGGGGCUUCGGGGCGGCGGGAGCCUUGGGGGCGGCAGUGGCGCGGCGCUCGCAGGCGUCGCGCACGUCGAGCCAGGGGAGCGGCGACGCAAGGCUCGCUGACACGGCGGCCGAGGCCCACAUGGACCCCAGCCAGGAGGUGUGGGGACGCGCCGGAGGCCAAGGCGAGGGACGACGGGUUCGACGCAGGGGACACGCAGAGCUCCACGUCGUCCAACGGCGGCGGCGGCACCAAGCGUCGCGGGCGAGCAAGCGGCGACGGCGUCAAGGACGAGGCUUACUGGGAGCGCCGCCGCAAGAACAACGAGGCCGCCAAGAGGUCCCGAGACGCCCGCCGGGCCAAGGAGGACGAGAUCGCGAUCCGCGCCGCCUUCCUCGAGCAGGAGAACCUCAAGCUCCGGGUCGAAGUGGCGUCGCUCAAAUCCGAGACGGCGAAGCUGAGGUGCAUGUUGUACAACAGCUGAAGACGCCGGCAGGCCCUCCGCUGAGCUCUGCCACCACCGCGCCGUUUGUGCCUUCAUCAUGCCUCUCACCUACACCUCUCACACGACUCCACGAGUGCCUCUUCAGUCGCCACUUUGUGUAAUCAUUCUAAGUAUAGUCUACUCUUCGCCUAAACUAGGUCUUAUCUAGGUGAACUGUCAUCCCAAUCCUGUAAUUUAUGUCAUGAGCUCUGCUGGUAGUCCUUCGCUGACCAGUGACAGACGCCAACCGUAGGAGCGAAUAUAAUUCUUACUUCCAGAUAUUAAUUCUUAAGAGGGCUCUUCGUCCCUGGUGAACCGCCCACCGUUAAUAGCGGCAAAAAAGCAAAGAAAAAAGAGAAAAGGAUCCGGACAUGUGCCUCAUUCUCAAAGAGAUUCAUGACCGCGUUCCUCGUCUGACCAGCUGUCUGUCUUUACUAUGUCUUCGAUCAUCUAUCGAACUGGAAAAGUCAAAUCUCAAACAAUUCUAAAUUUCUGUUUUUUAUUUAUAUAUAUUCCAAUUUUAAACUCACCUGAAUUUGCCUUGUGAUCUCAAAUAGGGUACAGAAUAACUUUACGUGGGAAGACAUAGCAGAAACGACAGCACCGGCACGAUACUGUGCAUC
This is a messenger RNA of Penaeus vannamei (Pacific white shrimp), 1676 nucleotides long. The record is from RefSeq and is a predicted model, not a curated record. NCBI's taxonomy places the organism in Eukaryota, Metazoa, Arthropoda, Malacostraca, Decapoda, Penaeidae.